AUGUAUGUUCUGAUCGUAUCAACUAUCUUUACGGCCCUUGCGACCAUCUGUGUCGCCUUGAGAUUGGGGACGAGGUUCUGGCUGCUGAGGGCUCCGGGCUUGGACGAUCUAUUUAUUACAUGUGCAUUGAUCGUCAAUUUUGCCUUCUACGCCUUUGUCCUCGUCGAACGCCGUUAUGGACUCGGGAAAACAGAAAAAUCCCUCCCCCCAUACAUCAUUGAAGGCCAGCUACACUACCUAUGGCUCUCAAUCCCCUUCUACAACUUAACUCUGGUGUUCGCCAAGAUAUCCUGUCUAUGGCUCUUCGUUCGCCUCUUCCGUCCACGUCCGUUCCUCAUGAUCGCAUACAUCACCAUGGGCUGCCUAGUCAUUGCAGGCCUGUGGAUGACCAUCAGCGGGUUCUUCUUCUGCAAUCCUGUCCGUGCUUUCUGGAGUAUUUCCCCUCAAGUCCGGUCCGAUAAAUGCCUCUCUGCUAGUGCGGUUUGGUUUACCAACGCCGGGAUUCAAAUCGGCACUGAUCUUGUCAUCUUAAUUCUUCCUAUGCCAUUGAUUUGGAAAUUGCACAUGCCAAGACGGCAGAAGUAUGGUGUUUUGCUUUGUUUUGGGCUUGGGAUCUUUGUCAUCGCCACCAGCUCAGCCCGUCUCUCUCAAUUGGCCAUCAUGCUCCACAGCAACAACUUCACGAAAACAAACGCCCAAGCCGCAGUCUGGUCCUCCCUAGAAGCAAACAUAUCAAUAAUCUGCGCCUGCCUACCACCCCUACACCCGCUCGUCUCCCGAGUCUUCUCCUUCUGCUUCCUCCCACAACCCCUCCACUCCUCCCCCGGCUCAAAAGCCACCCACUCGCACACAACACAACUCACCGACUCGCGCAAACCAUCAAUCUACUCGCACUAUGGCGCAAACCCCAGCCCAGACGGCGGAAUCUGGUACAACGAGCUCUUCAACCCCGGUCCAGCCAGCUACUCAGCCAGCAUUGCCAAGGUCAACACCAAUGAAACCGACGGCGGGAACGAAGACGGCAUUCGCGUCGUGAGGGAGCUGAGGAUGCGCUCGGAGGAGAUCCACACGCCGAUUUUGAGGACCGGGUCGCCUCACGAGCGGGAUCUGGAAAUGGGCACCCUGGAUAGUUGUAGUGCUCGUGGUGAACCUAGUAUUGAGUGGGAUUUGGGGGAUUUCGAGUUCCCGGAUUAUAAGGAGAGGAUGAAUGCUCCUAUUUGA
Messenger RNA from Penicillium nucicola, 1221 nucleotides. RefSeq lists its product as uncharacterized. NCBI's taxonomy places the organism in Eukaryota, Fungi, Ascomycota, Eurotiomycetes, Eurotiales, Aspergillaceae. The transcript has 6 exons. Bases 1 to 1221 code for a protein of 406 amino acids. The record is from RefSeq and is a predicted model, not a curated record.